Molecule: messenger RNA, 2023 nt
Organism: Nymphaea colorata (pocket water lily)
Lineage: Eukaryota; Viridiplantae; Streptophyta; Magnoliopsida; Nymphaeales; Nymphaeaceae
Product: probable arabinosyltransferase ARAD1
Exons: 3
Coding region: 221-1642 (473 amino acids)
Molecular function (GO): glycosyltransferase activity
Source: RefSeq, a predicted model, not a curated record
AUCUUCUUUUCUUUGUUAUGUUUUUAAUUUCAUUUCCACGCUUCUGUUCUGCCUGGUUCGACCGAAGGCAGAAGUCUCGCCUUCUCUUCCUCCCUCUCUCGUGACUCUUGCCGAAUCUUUUCACCUCUCAUUCUCCACCUGCCUUCCUUGCUCGUUCACUCGUUUAGAGAGAGAAGCCAUAGCCAAGUGAUAGUAGCGAAGGGAGGGAGGCAGAAGGGAAAUGAGGAGAGAAAUGGGGAGGAGGCAUCUGCUUAAGCCCACCCUCGCCACCGCCCUUACCUGCCUGAGCUUCUACGCCAUCCUGAGCCUCACCCUCUCACCACCCACCUCUCCUUCUUCCUCCUCGUACCUCCGCUCAUCCUCCUCCUCUUCUUCUUCUUCCUUCUCCUCCAACAUCAUCGACUCCUCCCGUUCCCUCAUGGACGUCCCCGAUCUCCACCCAUCUUCCUCUUCCGUCCGGAUCUUCCUCUACGAUCUCCCUCGCAAGUUUACCUACGGUGUCGUCGAGAACUACCUCCUUGCUCGUGACGCGCUGAAGCCCGCCGCCCGCUAUGACAAUUCCGCCCUCCGCUACCCCGGCCACCAGCACAGCGCCGAGUGGUGGCUCUUCACCGACCUCCUGAACGCUUCCCGUCCAGCUGGUUCGCCGGUGAUCAGGGUUUUCGAUCCGGAGGAGGCCGACCUCUUCUACGUGCCAUUCUUCUCGUCGCUAAGCCUCGUGGUGAAUCCGAUACGAGGAGUCAGCAACGGGGUGGUUUAUAGCGAUGAGAGGAUGCAGGAUGAGUUGGUGGAGUGGUUGGAUAGGCAGCCUUAUUGGAGGAGGAAUUUGGGGAGGGAUCACGUGUUUAUCUGCCAGGAUCCUAACGCGCUCUACAGGGUGAUCGACCAGGUAAAGAAUAGCGUGCUCCUGGUUUCAGAUUUCGGGCGGUUGAAGGCCGACCAGGGUUCUUUCGUGAAGGACGUCGUCCUGCCGUACUCUCAUCGGAUCAAUUCCUUCAAGGGGUCCAUUGGUUUGGGGAACAGAGACUCUUUGCUAUUCUUCAUGGGAAAUAGAUACAGAAAAGAGGGUGGAAAGAUUCGUGAUAUGCUUUUCCAAGUAUUGGAGUCGGAGAAAGAUGUUAUCAUUAAACAUGGCGCACAGUCUAGAGAAAGCCGCCGCAUGGCCACACAUGGGAUGCAUUCUUCUAAGUUCUGUCUGCAUCCUGCUGGUGAUACACCUUCAGCUUGCCGACUCUUUGAUGCCAUAGUGAGCUUAUGUGUUCCCGUUAUUGUUAGUGACGAUAUUGAAUUGCCUUUUGAGGAUGUGAUUGAUUACACAAAAAUUGCAAUAUUUAUCAACUCUAAGAAAGCUGUACAGCCAGGGCACUUGGUUUCCAUGUUGAGAAGGAUUAGUUCAGAUAGGAUUUUGGAAUAUCAGAGAGAGCUUAAGCUGGUAAAACAUUACUUUGAAUAUGAGGAGCCUAAUGGAACCGUCCAUGAGAUAUGGCGUCAAGUUUCUUCAAAGCUUCCCUUGAUAAAAUUCAUGAUCAAUCGCGACAAGCGCCUUGUGAGGAGUAGCUUAGCCGAUGGAGACUGUUCUUGUCUUUGUUCAAAUCAUACUGUCGGUUCAAUGGCCACUGGUGGUAGCAUUUCGAGGAACUGAAAACACGUAAUUCUGGUAAACCCAUACAAUUCUUUGACCCCUCGGUCGCAUAUGUGUAAUCAUUUUGUAGCUUAUUUACCACUUGUUUUUGUUUUGUUAGAUCCAAGGAUAGAUAAUUGCUAGAUGCAUGUAACCCCUUAUCAAUAGGUCAAAUCAGUCUGAUCCUUAAGAAGGAAACUUCUGUAAUGAAGAUACAGCCACAGAUUGUGUUUCCUCUAGAGGUAGUGAGGAUGUGAAUUGUGAAGUGGUGCUACUGUCAGAUCAUAUUCAUUUCAUUUGUUUUUUUUUUGACACAAUGUCAAGCAGGCUGUUCAAAGUAAGAUUAUAUGUAAUAAAAUUUACCUGUAAAUCAAUAAAUAUAUGUUCCACCUGUUUAUGCUC